Molecule: messenger RNA, 1661 nt
Organism: Nicotiana tabacum (common tobacco)
Lineage: Eukaryota; Viridiplantae; Streptophyta; Magnoliopsida; Solanales; Solanaceae
Product: putative membrane protein At1g16860
Source: RefSeq, a predicted model, not a curated record
AUGGGUUCUCGAUUCCCAUCUCAUCAGUUGAGCAGUGGCCUUUAUGUAUCUGGCCGGCCUGAGCAGCCAAAAGAAAGGACUCCAACUAUGAGCUCAGUUGCCAUGCCUUAUACAGGCGGGGAUAUCAAAAAGUCUGGAGAACUUGGAAAAAUGUUUGUUAUCCCAACAACGGAUGGCUCGAGAUCACGGAAAUCUGGACCUAUCAACAAUGCCCCGUUGAGAACUGGAUCCUUUGGUGGCACUACUUCUCAUUCAGGUCAACUGAAUUCAGUCAAUCGUAUGACUUCUGCUGGAGGUACUUGAUCUGUUUCUCUGAAGAAGACCAAUUCUGGGCCUUUAAAUAAACAUGGGGAGCCUAUGAAGAAGUCCUCUGGUCCUCAAGGUGGUGUAGGUACUGUUUCGUCCCGCCAAAAUUCUGGACCUAUCCCCCCAGUUCUCCCUACCACAGGCCUCAUUACAUCUGGUCCGCUAAACUCUGCUGGAGCUCCUCGAAAAGUGUCAGGUCCUUUGGAUUCAACAGGGUCUAUCAAAUUGCAGCAUUCUGCUAUAGUUAAUAACCAAGCUGUUACUCGCAUUAACCAAGGUGAAGAAUAUUCCUUCCGCAAGAGCUUCCCGAAGCCAAUAUUUUGGUCCAUCAUUCUUUUAUUUGUGAUGGGAUUUAUUGCUGGUGGCUUUAUCCUUGGUGCUGUCCGCAAUCCCAUUCUCCUCGUAGUUGUUAUUGUCCUUUUUGCUGUAGUCAGCAUGGUGUUCACGUGGAAUAGUUGUUAUGGAAGAAAAGCUAUCAUUGGUUUCAUUUCUCAGUACCCAGAUGCUGAGCUUAGAACUGCAAAAGAUGGCCAAUUUGUUAAAGUUUCUGGGGUUGUUACCUGUGGAAAUGUUCCUCUUGAAUCCUCAUUUCAGAAGGUUCCUAGAUGUGUUUAUACAGUCACAAGCUUAUAUGAGUACCGAGGGUGGGAUUCAAAAACUGCUAACGCAGAACAUCGCCUGUUUUCUUGGGGGCUUCGUGCAAUGGAGCGGCAUGUCACUGAUUUCUAUAUCUCCGAUUUCCAGUCUGGAUUAAGGGCUUUGGUCAAAACUGGAUAUGGUGCAAGAGUAACCCCUUAUGUUGAAGAGUCUAUUAUUGUAGAUAUCGAUCAAUCAAACAGGGACAUGUCACCCCAGUUUGUUAGAUGGCUGGCGGAGAGAAAUCUAUCCAGUGAUGACCGAAUAAUGCGAUUGAAAGAAGGGUAUAUAAAAGAAGGUAGCACUGUCAGUGUAAUGGGAGUUGUCCAGCGGAACGAUAACGUUUUGAUGAUUGUUCCUCCUCCAGAGCCAUUUUCAACGGGAUGCCAGUGGGGUAAAUGCAUUCUUCCAGCCAGUCUGGAGGGCAUUGUAUUGAGAUGUGAGGACAGUUCAAAGAUUGAUGUUAUUCCAGUGUAGCAAUUUUAUCAUUCAAGAAGGCUCUGCUGUUUUGGUUUUACAGUUGCUGGAAAACCCUCUUCCAGUGGCAACAAGAAUGGUUUCUUGACACGGUUAACCAGAUGUAUAGCUUGUCAAUUCAAUUUUAUUAUUUUUCUUUUCCCUGUAAUGUCGUUGGUUUGAUCAAUUGUGUAGAGGAAACAUGUUGAUCAGUGAGGAUUUAUGAGAGUUCUUUUGGCUAGAAAGUCAGAUACUUUUAUUGA